This is a messenger RNA of Mycosarcoma maydis (corn smut), 2670 nucleotides long. RefSeq lists its product as uncharacterized. Gene Ontology annotation, molecular function: phosphatidylinositol binding. The coding region runs from base 1 to 2670 and encodes 889 amino acids. Lineage: Eukaryota; Fungi; Basidiomycota; Ustilaginomycetes; Ustilaginales. The record is from RefSeq and is a predicted model, not a curated record. The transcript has a single exon.
AUGUCGGGCCCACCGCCUCCUGCGCGAGUAUCCGACGUUGAUGCCUCCUCUUCCACGACUGAAAACCAAGACAGCCGAUGGAGACGAUGGGGAAAAUCCGCCUUGGACAAGUCCAUCGUCCUCUCCGACUGGGCUUCGGGCUAUGCCAAUUCAGCCUCUGCCAAGAUCGGCGGCGAACGAUUUUGGCCUAAAUCCAACGACUUUUCAGACGAGAUUGCUAAAUGCGAACGUAUCCUGCGCGCCUUCACGGUGGAAGGUAUCGAAACAAAAUCCGCCGUAUCCAAAGAUACUACCGCUGACACUGCUGAUACAGCAGAGACGGCGGUCGGACAUGACUCGAACAAGGACAGCUUGACGAAGAAGAAACGCAAAGUCCUUCGCAAAAUUCCACCCGCCGUUAUCAAACGUGCCAAAGGAAUCGUCAUUUACACUGCGAUGCGUAGUGGUAUCGCACCAUUUGGAGGCGCAGGAGGCGCAGGUCUUAUGUUGGCGCGGCUGCCCGAUGGUUCUUGGAGCGCACCUUCGUCCAUCAGUCCAAACAACCUUGCUGUCGGCCUGCUACUAGGCUUUGACAUCUUUGACGUGAUUCUCGUAGUCAAUAGCGACAGGGCGAUGGAAUCGUUCAAAUCGCACAAAGUCACGCUCGGAGCUGAAACCGCGGUGGCAGCUGGUCCAUUCGGUACAGGCAUCAGCGGUGAGAUGGGUAUCGAUCGAAGUCCCGUUUUCUCCUACGUUCGAUCCAGAGGUUUGUACGGAGGAGUGGAAGCCAUGGCGCAAGUGUUUUUGCACAGGUUCGACGAGAACGAACGUGUCUACUACUGGCCCGGUAUCACAGCCAGAGACAUCUUGGAAGGCAAGGUACGCAAACCACCAAUUGUUGAUCCGCUCUACCGUGCCCUGCGCGAUGCCGAAACCGGCGUAGCUCAGGGCGACUCUCUGGAACGAAUCGUAUACGAGACAAUUCAUGCUCCACCCAACGUCGCCGUUCGUCAACUGCAGCAAGAAGGCUCAGCGGAGCUGCUCAACGAUGGAGAAAGGCUAAAGCUCCCUCCCACGCCCGAGGAGCUCGAGGCGAUGGAGCAGGCAGGAAUUCCCGAUGACUUCGAUUUGGCGUUGGACAAGAAGGAAAGGGAAGAGGCGGCAAGAAGAGCGGAGGAGGAAAAGAGGCAAAUUAUGGCAUUACCUCCUCCACCGAAGCAUAAAAAGGUAAUAGGCUAUUGGGAGUCGAGGGGAACUAAACCGGGUGGAAAGAGGAGAGUAGCCCCUUCGCCCUUACAUAUCCAGGCAAAGUCGGAAAGAGAAGGAAAGACUGUGGCGGCGAAAGAUGAGGACGAGCAAGAUCAAGCAAAGAUGGAUUUGAUCGACCUCGACGAGCCGAGCAAGCCUCGGCUUCCGCCACGACCCACACAAGGAUCCCAUGUUGAUGAGGUGGCUGAUGAGUUGCAGAACACCACGGUCCGCGACUCUGUAGAAUCCUACAACGACAUCCACGCACCGACAAACGAAUUUGAUGGCGAGGCGACAACGCUGAUUGCCCCUGUCGCAACAUCUAUCCCAAGCACACCCAAAUCCGCGAUCCCUGCCAACCUGACCGACUCGAUCGAUUCUCUCUCACGCUCAACCUCGCUCACUCGUCCCUCUCGUCCACCUCGACGCACCGCUGGUGCUUCCGUUGCAACCCCACGCACCCCCACGACUGCCGCAACCACCGUCUGCUCGACAACCACAUCCACAUCCACACCUCCAUCUUUGCACUUGUUCUUCGAUUGGGACGAAACUAUCACCUCGAGCGAUACGCUUUCGCUGAUUGCGCCGGUCGAAGGCACCCAACAUGGCGAACCGUUUGCGCACUACACCAAGGCGUACCUGUCUGACCUAGCAAAGUUCGAAGAGGCGUUCGGUGCGCGCGACAACUGGGAGUCGCAACUGGAGUUUUUGGAUAAGAUCGACGAGGUGGAACGAGCAUCGGUCGCUCGCGUUGAAGAAGGCGGCUUGUUCAAAGGUAUGUCGGAGAGCUCGCUGCUGGAGCGUGCGACUGGAGUACGAUUCAGGGACGGCUGGUCGACGUUCUACACCUGGCUUGCGACGCAGGUUGAAUCGGGUCGACUCAACGCCGACGUGAUUAGCGUUGGCUGGAGCGCCACAUUUAUCCGCCACGCUAUCGAACACGAAUCGUCGCACCAAGUCAUCGCAAACAUCUACGCGAACCAAAUCGACAUGGUCGACGCUGUGGGUACAGGGAAACUCACCAAAUCGUCGGCGCUCGCGCUCACCUCGCUCCCAGCUUCUGGUGGCAUCCGAACAGGUCUGCACAAACUCCACAUCAUGAACCAGAUCCCAGAGUCGCCUCGUCCCAACACCCUCAAGGUGUACGUAGGCGACUCAGCCACUGAUCUACCCUGCCUCGUCAACGCCGAUUACGGCUUGAUCAUGAAACCAACCAACGACUUUGACGCGUCAAGCAUCAACAAGGUCAUCCAGCACACCAAACCGCCCGUCAAGACCUUCUAUACCCACUUUCAAGACUUCCUUCAGUCCCCCCUGACCAACAGCGAGCACUAUGAAGACGCUCCUGCAUCUCACCACCGUAGCGUUCUCAUCAGGAUAGAUGACUGGACUCAGGCACUUGCCGUGAUCCAGCACAUUCAAGAGCAAUCCGAGUCUUUGUAG